UUUUUUCUGCGUCUGCCAGCUCUGAGCACAUAACAGCCAGAGGAUAAAUUAACUGACACCCUCAUCUACCCUGUUAACAGUGUAAAUAAAACUCUUGUACAAACAUACGAAAUGAGGAUGUUGUCACUUCAGAAUAGUUGUUUGCUUAUCGAACUAGCUACAGACAAAUAUUUGUUCCUGGCUGCUGAAUGUUAGUUCAUGUGACUCUGAUAAAAGUCAGCGAUAGAAGUUAAUGAAUGAAACAUUAGCCAUAGAAGUGGAGGAGGUCCGUUGCCAUCGGCGAGCUCCCUGUUUCUCCUCCGCUCGCCUGUGCUGAAGGAUCUGGUUUCACACACCUGUCAACUGUGUGUCCAGAACGCUGCACCGUGUGGCUCUGCGUCAUUGUGUGCUGCUGGUUUCAUGAGGCAGUUUUAUGUCCUGAGAAUGGAUCUUAAAAACCGGGCAUCAGGAAUUAGAUGAUAGAGGCUUGGUGGAAUGCCUGUGUCAUGGGCACAGAGCGCAAGGAGAACGAGCAGGCGACCAGAGAUGAUGCAUCUCCACAGGACAUCGUCAGUAUUGCAGAUGUCUCUGUGGAGGUGGCCACAGUGGACCACACUCUGCAGAAGCUGCGCCGGAAGUACAGAAAGACUAGACGGAAGCCCAAGGGGCUCAAGAGGCUGUGGGCAUACCUGCUGAACAUCCCGCACCUCGCUAUCAUCAUCGCAGCGGUGGUGUUUGUGGUGGUGGUUAUCAUGUGGUCACUGCUGUGGGUCUUCAUAUUUCGCAGGGAAAGCAACAGUAGUGCGUAUUUCGCCGGGAUGUUCCGUCUUGCCAACGUGGAGUUUAUCCCCGAGUACCGGCAGGCAGAAUCCCACGAGUUUGUAUCCAUGGCAAACAAAAUACAACAUGUGGUGAGUAACGUGUAUAGGAUGUCUUCCGUGGCCAGGCUCUACAAGCAAGCUGUCAUUUCAGACCUCAGCAACAACAAUAAGGGCGGUGUGCUGGUGCAUUUCUGGAUGGUGUUCGUGGUCCCUCGUCUGAAGAGCCCAGCAGUGUGUGAGGAGUGUAUCGGCGCCAUUUUCAGAGACUCUGUGCACACAAGCCUCAAGAACAGGUCCUCUGUAGGCUACCUUCUGGGUCUUCCAGUGGAUAUAGACUCCAUCCUUAUCAAUGCUGUUCAGCGCUCAGAUUAUACAUCAAAUGCAGCAGGCUCUAAGUGUGUAGAUAAGAUGUAUGCCAACCUGCCCGGGGCGAGGGUCCCUUUGAAUGUCUUUUCAUCUUGGGGCGGUGUGAGUUGUCACGUUAAGCUCACCGCUGUCCCUGGCUCCCUCAUCCGUCUGACCGUCACCUCGUUCCACAUCGAGCCCACUGACUGUGUGAAUGAUGCCCUGACUGUGUACGACGCUCUGCUGCCCAUGAGAGGGCGCAUUCUGCACAGGCUGUGUGAGCCAGUGUCCACUUCUUUCUCCCUCGUCUCUACCUCCAACGUCAUGUUGCUGUCCUUCAGAAUGACAAACGGCAACAAGACCUUCAGAGGACACUUUGAGGCCAUCGCUGAGGAAAUGUGUAUGUCUCAGAUUGAGACCCAGUUAGAGCCUGACAUCACUGGUCAGAUCUACAGCCCCUUCCACCCCAGCCUGCUGCCCCCUCAGUGCUCCUGCACCUGGAAGUUUGAGACUCCCGGUACUGCUUUUGGAGUUGCCCUGCAGUUUGAGAACUAUGUGCUGAAACCAAAGGACAUGAAGGCCUGUGACCAUGGCUGGUGGAAGGUUAAUGAAAUCAUUUUCUGCGGCAGCUACGUGGGACACCGCACGGUGUUCCGGAUCGCAGACCGCAACCCAGAGGUGGAGUUUCGCUGCAGCUCACGUAACUCUGCUCAGCCGUUUCAGGCGUCUUACAGCAGCUACAACAUCAGCCAACCCUGUCCAGAGAGCCACUUCCUGUGCUCCACAGGACUGUGUGUGGAGAAGAGCCGGCGCUGCGACGGCCUGGACGACUGCCAAGACGAGAGUGACGAGGUCUUCUGCUCGAGGCCCACAAUGAACUGUGGUGGCAGCAGUCCUGUGCAUCCUCUGUUUGUGUGCAACGGAGAGACAGACUGCAGCGAUGGAACAGAUGAGAUCAACUGCACUCAGGAAACAACCUGCUCUGCAAUCAGGUAUCAAUGCAGCAGUGGUUCCUGCAUCCUGAAGAAGAAUGCUAAAUGUGAUGGUGUUCAUGACUGUCAGGACCACAGUGACGAGGCGGACUGUGCGUGUGGUCGUCCCUCCCCGGUGAAGAAAGUGGGUUCAGCCACAGGCCCCGAACGCAUUGUGGGUGGAGUUAACUCUGUGGAAGGGGAGUGGCCGUGGCAAGUCAGCCUCCACUUCUCUGGUAACCUGUACUGUGGCGCCUCUGUCCUCUCCUCUAAUUGGCUCGUCUCAGCUGCGCACUGCUUCAGCAAGGAAAGGCUGUCUGACCCGCGUUACUGGAGCGCUCACCUCGGCAUGCUGACGCAGGGCAGUGCCAAACACGUGGCUGAGAUUCAGCGGAUUGUGGUGCACGAGUAUUAUAAUGCGUACACAUUUGACUAUGACAUUGCCCUGCUGCAGCUGAAGAGACCCUGGCCCUCCUCCCUCGAGCCGCUGGUCUGGCCCGUGUGCCUGCCGCCCGCCUCCCAUACCGUCACUGACAACCACCGCUGCUGGGUCACCGGGUGGGGAUACCGCUCCGAGGAGGACAAGGUGCUUCCCUCAGUCCUACAGAAAGCAGAGGUUUCCAUAAUGAGUCAGACUGAGUGUAAGAAAAGUUACGGCCCUGUGUCACCACGCAUGCUGUGCGCCGGUGUCCUCUCUGGAGAGAGGGACGCCUGUAGGGGGGAUUCAGGGGGUCCUCUGUCCUGUCAGGCACCAGGCGGGGGUCGCUGGUUCCUGAUUGGCAUUGUCAGCUGGGGGGCGGGAUGUGGCAGACCAAACCUGCCUGGUGUCUACACCAGGGUCAACAAGUUCACAUCUUGGAUCUACAGUCAUAUCAGCUGACAUGAUGGAACUCAUCAUCCACCAGCAGCAGAUGUUUAAAUACUGUUGCUCACACCAAAUAAUAAAAACAUCUUCAGACACUACUGUA
Molecule: messenger RNA, 3084 nt
Organism: Lates calcarifer (barramundi perch)
Lineage: Eukaryota; Metazoa; Chordata; Actinopteri; Centropomidae
Gene: tmprss7
Product: transmembrane serine protease 7
Biological process (GO): proteolysis
Molecular function (GO): serine-type endopeptidase activity; protein binding
Source: RefSeq, a predicted model, not a curated record